Molecule: messenger RNA, 4027 nt
Organism: Bombyx mandarina (wild silkworm)
Lineage: Eukaryota; Metazoa; Arthropoda; Insecta; Lepidoptera; Bombycidae
Product: glutathione hydrolase 1 proenzyme
Biological process (GO): glutathione catabolic process
Cellular component (GO): plasma membrane
Molecular function (GO): glutathione gamma-glutamate hydrolase
Source: RefSeq, a predicted model, not a curated record
CGCCAUCGCUCGCGCAAGCGCUUAUAACGUUGCAUUUGUAAAAUAAUUCUCGUCAAAUACAAAAGUAAUUUCGAAAUCGUGUUAUGUAAACUCGACCUUUAAUGUACCACGCUUAGAAAUUCACUGAACCGCAGCGUUCGGUCGGUCGAGGUCUUCCGAGUGAAGUUUUAUUUGAUUGUGAAUAAAAAAAAUAUCGCGAAUUCUUUUAGUUAUUGGAAUUGUGUGCUUUAUAUCUAUGGAAUAUAAGGUGCGGAUUACUUUAAAGACGACGAAACAGGUGUGCAAGUGACGCUUCUUAUCAACAUUUCAACUCCUUUCGAAUAAGGUUCUUAGUUAUAAACAUGACGAUUCGCAGCAUGACAGUUACUGAGGCGAGAGAUGCGACUCGAAAACAUUGCUGUGCAAGGCCUUACAAAACGAAGACCAAGUUGACAAUUGCGGGGCUCGUCGUCCUCGUUAUUUCAUCAGGACUGGCCGGCUACUUCAUAGGAGGUGCAGACUACAAGGCGGCACACCGUUUGGCGAAUCCGCCGGACCCUAUAGAACCAUUGAAACCUUCAGCAUCAACUUUACACGUGUUUCAAAAAGCGGCCGUUUGCACGGACUCGCCGCAAUGCUCACAGAUCGGCAGAGAAAUACUGCUGAAGAAUGGUUCGGCAGUGGAUGCAGCGAUCGCCGCCAUGUUCUGCAACAGUCUUCGGAAUCAGCAGAGCAUGGGGCUGGGGGGUGGAUUCUUCAUGACCGUUUAUAUUAAAGAAGAGGAGAAGGCGUACACCGUGAUAGCCAGGGAGAAGGCUCCUGCCGCCGCUACUGUUGACAUGUUCAACGGAGACUUCACAAAGGCUUCUAAAGGUCCGCUAGCCGUUGGAGUUCCCGGGGAGCUACGUGGUAUGUGGGCAGCACACAGGCGCUGGGGCAAACUACCCUGGGACAGUUUAAUCGAGCCAACCCUGCAGAUAUGCAACGAGGGCUUCCCACUUUCCAAACCCAUGUACGACGCCUUGGACAAAGCACGAGCCUACGUGAAGAAUGAUGUCAAUUUGGCGAAAAUGUACUACAGUUCUUCAAUGGAGAGGUUUCAUAGACCAGGAACAAUCGUGAAGCCAAGUGAAGCCCUUUGCAAUACGUUCAAGAGGAUAGCCAAGAACGGCGGAGACGACCUGUACAACGGCACUUUGGCUGAAGACUUCGUGGAAGACCUGAAAAGGAUCGGAAGUAUUAUCACCGCUGAAGACAUGAGAAAUUAUGAAGCUAAAAUAACAGAGCCCAUGACAGUGCCUCUGGGCAACGGUGAUACUCUAUACACCCCACCGCCGCCCAGCAGUGGGCUUAUUCUCGUGAAUAUACUUAACAUCUUGAGUGGGUACGGCUUCAAUGCGGCCAGCAUCAAUAGCACUGAAAACAUGAUACUCACUUAUCAUAGAAUAAUAGAAUCAUUUAAAUACGCGUACGCGACCCGCACUAAAUUGGGCGAUAUGGAGUUCCUGGAUUUGGAAGAGUUAAUAAAUAACGUUACCAAACCGGAGUAUGGUGCGGAAAUCCGUAUGAAAAUCAACGACUCAUCGACAAGUAACGAUACUGCAACGUACGGAGCUGAAGAUUAUAAUCCUCCCGAUUCUGGGACCGCUCACAUAUCUAUCAUAGGGACAAAUGGGGACGCUGUUUCCGUAACCAGUUCCAUCAACUUUUACUACGGUGCUGGCUUUUCGACCCUCAACACCGGCAUUGUGAUGAACAACGUAAUGGACGACUUCUCAUCACCUGGAAUCAUUAAUUAUUUCGGCUUAAAGCCUUCGCCCGCUAACUUUAUAGCGCCAGGCAAAAGACCGUUGUCUUCAAUGAGUCCAAGCAUUAUUGUAGAUAAGAAUGGAAAUGCGAAGAUGGUGAUCGGUGCCUCCGGAGGAACCAAAAUCACAACGGGUAUUGCUUUGGUGACAAUGGGCAAGCUAUGGUUCGGUCAGACAAUCAAAGAAGCCGUCGAUAGCCCCCGAAUACACCACCAAUUGUUUCCUAUGAACAUCGAAUAUGAGUACGGAAUUAUUGAGGACGUAGUGAAAGGACUAAGGGAGAAAGGUCACGGCAUGAUUCGGUACAGAGAUAGGGGGUCAGUGAUAUGUGCCCUCUUUAGAAACAAAACGGGGAUUUACGCAAACGCUGACUUCAGGAAAGGAGGGGACGUCGCCGGUAUGGACUGAACGAAGUAUUUAUAAUUCUAAUAUUUAAUGACUUUAUAAAUUGUGAUUUAGAAAAAAAAACUCGUGUCACAACGACCGCGUAACUCUAUAUUACAAUUCUGUUUCUUCAUUUAACAAGAAAAAUAAAGAAGUGUAAAUGUCAAAUCGUUUUGACGUUUGAUGCAUGCAUGACGUUUGAUGCAAGCAGGAUGAUGUAUGUAUGAGUUGAGCCAUAGAUUAUACACUUAAUUUAAUCGAGAAGUUGAGCUAUUAUGAGUAGAUCUUUGUCAAACUAUUAUUUGAUUAAUGUUGCGUUUAUAUUUUUUGAUUUGGCACUCAUGCUGCUAUAAUUCAAUGUUUUAAGUGUAAAAAAAUAAAUAAAAAAUAAAUCACAAACAUUUCAUUUUUUAUAGUGUAUAAUUUUGUUCAAUAAAUGCCUGUUAUAUCAUUUUACACAAAUCAUUAAAUCAUUUCAUGUUUCUACAUAAGUAUGUAUAAAAUAAAAAUACAUUGAAUAUCAAACGUAUAAGUGGAAUUUACAUACAAGUCUAUUUUGGGCUCUGUAAUUAUAUAGUAGAGUAAAUAAGAAAAAUCAUUAAAUUAAAAUAAAAACAAUAAAAUUGUACAUAUAUUAUUAGAAAACCCGUUGGCGGUUUCACUCAUAAUACAAAAUUGCUUCAUUAUUUUUUACAGCAAUUAAUAGUUAUUAAUCAUUUUAAUAAAUAUUACGAUGCUGUAUUGUGAAUUUCUUUAACUGUUAAAUUACGCUUAUCUUAAUAAUUGGAACUUAAAAAAUAUUAUGUCGAAGAAAGGUAUAGAACUGAUUGUAACUCGUGAUAAUAAGGGAGGAAUGGAACUGUGUUAUAGACUAUUGUUAGACUUUUAUAACGUUAUUUAAUUUAAAUAAUUAUAAAUGUAGUUUGUAUAAAUUCGUUUGUUAAAUGAUUUUAUUUACUAAAACGCACAGUAUAUAUACUUCUAUAUAUAAAAUUAUUUCUAUAAUCAAGUAGAUUCAAAUUACGUUGUCUACAUCACUAUAGCUUGCAUAAUUAAUUUUUAACAACGUAACUAAAUAACUGUAGAUAAUAAAAAAGUUAUUUCGUAAUUUGAAAUUUGAUUGUAUGCAGUAUUUAAUGAGUGAUGUUUGUGGACUAUAGUUUUCAAUGGAUUAAAAUUAAUUCAGUAUUGUUAUAAUAUAUUACAAUUAAGCUAGUCUGUUUUAUGUAAUAAUAUGUAUGAGAUCUGCUAAAGCGAUCGAAUUAUCUCAUUUUCGUCUGCAUUCGUCAUAAUCCUAUAAACAACCAGUCUGGUUUUUUUUUCAGUAUAAGUAAAAUUAAAACGAUUUUUGUAGUAAAAAAAAUAAAAGUUCUUGAAUAUUUAUGCACUUUAUUAUUUCUGAACAAAAUUAACAUACAUAACAUCCAGUUCAUACAUCACUAAUUACAAUUUGUCUUGCAUUGUAAUUGCAUUGCAACAUUUUCAAUAUAUAUAUAUUAUAAAUUCUUAACUUAUUGACUAGUUACGGCGUGUUUAGCCUAAUUUUAACAAUUUCGUCUAGUAUUACGAAAAUUUUGAGUUGCACGUACCUACGCAAUUUUCUAAUACAAAUCAUUUGUAUUUAAUCUAAUCAAACUAAACAGUGACAAAUAAUUAAAAAAUAAAACGACUAAUUAUGUAGUAUUUUUUGAGUUUUCCACCUCAAGAAUUUUUGGGUUAAUAUAAUAUUUAAAGAAACCUUAUUGUAAACAAGGUACAAUUUGCAACACAGAUAUCAGCCCGCAACAUCCAAUAUGGAAAUGUAAUCGAAAUUUAAGCUACACAUAUUAUCAUUAUUAUAAAUUAAGCUAAUAUUC